AUGCCUUCCGACAUCCCUUUACGACGAUGGGCAGCAACGAGCACCUACAAUCUGGCCAAGUUACAAGAACUGGCGCAGCAACUGCAACUUCCAGAAUUCAACCUCAAGCCAGCACUGGAGAGAUUAACCUCAUUUGAUGUACCUGAUUUCGCUACAGCUGAGGAUAAUCAGCAAGCAGAUAUCGUCCUGAGUAGAAGGUCCAAACCACUAAUUCGGACUAAGAAGCGACUGGAAAGUCAAACCUACAAGAUUGUCGCUGAGGUGUUACCCGACAUAGUUGAAAAAGAUGGAAAUACCGGUCUCGCCCAAGCAUUUAUAAGAAAGGCCCCAAACCCUGAGGUGGUUGAAAAUGUCAAGCAGAGACAAACUAUGGUCAAGCAACGAGAUGCCCUGUUAGAGUCAGCCGUCAACAGUGACAAUGUUGCGCUUGUCUGGCUGUUGGCCUCGACGUGUUCUCAACCCGGACGAAACCAUGCUCUUCGGACCGCUAUCCGUCGGAACAACAAGAAAGUCAUCCUGAAGCUCCUCCAGUAUAGGGCUGAUCCUAGUCAAUGUGAGCAGGAAUUCCUGGAGGCAUGUCGAAGGGGUGACCAUGCCCUUGUUUCCCUGUUGCUUCGGGGUUCCAAUCGGGUUGAUCCGACAACUCUGAUGGAUGCUCUGGCAGCGGCUGUGAAGAGCGGAUCUCUACAUCUUUUGACGUUGCUGACUCAGGCAACUGACCUGAGUGAGGUUCAAAACUUGGAGGCUGUCAAUGAAGCUGUCCGCGCUGCUAGGAUCGAUAUGCUGGUUCGACUCCUGCUCGUAGCAAGGUCCCUCGAUGCUCAGAUGCUUGACGAGUUGGUUGGUAUCUCAUUCAAAAUAUAUGUCAGUGAUGCGGACCUGAGGUUGCGUAUCAUGGAUGCUCUUUUUUUCGCUGGAGCAGCCGGUAAAGUGUCCGCAGCCUGCUUUGCUGAAGCUGUUGCCAGAGAGUUGAUGGAUUUCAUCCAACUUUUUGCCAAGCAUCAUGUUGAUAUCAACUGGGAUAGGGGCAAAGCGGCCGUCACUGCAGCCCAGACAGGGCGUAGCGUGCUCUUAAAAGCCGUCCUGGAUUCCGGAGGCCUAUCGCCGGACAAUGCUUCCCGCGCCAUGAACUCGCUUCCACAGCAUGUUCCGUCAAACGAGAGGCAAACCAUCAACAAGAUGCUUUUGAGUACGGGCGCACAUGGAUCCGCGGUUGACCACGAGCUUGUGCUUGCUAUCAAACGCAAUGAUGAGCAAUCAGUAGGUCUGAUGCUUGAGUGGAACGCAUCCUUAGACCGCAAUGAGGGCGGUGCCUUGAUCGAAGCCAUCAAACUUGAGCAAGUUGAGCUACUACGGCUGCUCCUCAAGUCCCCCGUGCGCAACGAGUCUUUGAUCAAAGCUUUCCCCUAUCUUCGAGACACCCGGAAAGCUGUGCGCCUGGCUAUGACAAAACUCCUUUUAAAGGCAGGAGCAUCCGGGGAGGCGGUUGAUGCAGCAUUGAGAGAUGCAGUAUGUGAUCGGAGUGGCGAUAGAGAUGUUAUGCUUAUCGAUGCUCUAAUCCAAGGUGAAGCUGAUCCCGCAUUCAAUGAUGCCCAAACCAUUCAACAUGCCAUUGCUACCCACGAUGUGAAGCUGUUCGGCGAUCUCAUGGGGAACGCACCCCAAUUAUCUCAGGGUUUGGUCUCUUCCCUCGUCGAUGACAUUAUGAACCUGGACGACCAUAAUAUUCGUCACCAUAUGUUGCAGGAAGCCAUCAAAGGAGAUGCAACUGUCAGCAGCAUUUCUAAAGCACUCGUAUCCGAACUUUCAAGGUCAAAGCCUGAUAUCAAGGUAAUUGACAUGCUGGUCAACCGUGGAAGCGCGGAUACCGACUACGAAGGAGGAAAAGCGUUGAUGCUCGCAGUGGUACGAUCAGAAACCGACAGCAUGAUACUAAUCCUGUCGUCGCCAAAUAUUUCCCUCCAGACGAUAACAAAUAGCCUUCAAACUAUGCUAUCAAGUCGAGGCCUUGAAGACAGCCACAAGGCUCUGAGAGCCCAGCUUCUGCUUGCGAAGAAACCUUCAGAGGUCGUUGCAAACGUAGGGUUUUCCACUUAUGUCGAAUUUUGCAAGAAGGCGUUUGUGAGGGGCCGCGACUGGCCUUUGGAGACCUUCGAGAAGCUCCUUUGUUUCAAAGCCGAUCCCAACAUGGAUAAUGGUACCACCUUCAUGUCUAUCGUUGAUAGCGGCGCGAUCCAUCUGAUGACGGCUAUGCUAGCAUCUGCUCCCUUGCGACAAGAUAUCACUAACAGGGCUCUUCUGCGUUGUGUGUCUCUAUUACAUUCAAAUGAUAGAUCCGACGCGCUUGGUAGGGUACUCGCUUGCCGCCCAACAAUCAAUGGAGCCUCCCUGGCUCUUAUUGAAGCUGUCCAACGAGAGGCAAUUGAUGAAGCCCGAGUCUUGCUUCAAUAUGGAGCCUUACCUAACUUCCAGGGUAACACGCCUAUACGAGAGGCUGUUUCAACGGGGAAUAUAAACCUGCUGACCCUCUUUCUGGGUAACAACCUGACUCAGGAAUCUCUCGCAGCGGCAUUCGAAGUAGCCCUCCGACUGACCAAUCCGAAACUCAGACUUGAGUCCAUGGAGUCUAUCCUACGGACGGGUCUACGUGGCGAAAUUAUCGACCAACAUCUGAUCAAUCUGGUGCAUGCCCAAGUAACGCCAGUCGAGGAGGUUAGGAUGCUGUUAGACAACGAGGCUUCUGUACGCGCUCAAGGAAGCCGAAGUCUGAUCCUUGCCGCAACAUUAAGAAAGAGUGUUGUGUUGCAGCUCCUUUUCACUAAGGUUAUCUUCGCAGAUACUGCCACGCUUUGUUUUCAGGCUUGCUUAGCUGCUGGACUCAUCGAAAGCCACGAUGUGCACAUUAUGGAAUACCUGCUGAAGAGAGGAGUCCUUCAGGUCUUGAAAGAUAAAGCUCGAUCUUAG
Messenger RNA from Capronia epimyces CBS 606.96, 2964 nucleotides. RefSeq lists its product as uncharacterized. The record is from RefSeq and is a predicted model, not a curated record. Bases 1 to 2964 code for a protein of 987 amino acids. The transcript has a single exon. NCBI's taxonomy places the organism in Eukaryota, Fungi, Ascomycota, Eurotiomycetes, Chaetothyriales, Herpotrichiellaceae. Gene Ontology annotation, molecular function: protein binding.